AUAUAGAAUUGAUAAGUAACCAUUUCUAUGUUAAAACGGGGUUCCUCUCCUUUUGUAAAUAUAGUUAUAAUCAGGUGGUAUUUGGAGGUCAUUUUACCCGAAUGUACGAAUGACAGCGGAGCGUGUAGUCCGACGAGACGGCAUUCAGUUAACGAAUGAUAUGAAAGAAUGUUGUGCAAAAAGUUGUGUCGGAAAAUUUAUAUUUUGUGCUACGAGUAGAUCUUUCUUUUUCGUGAUUAGUGCACAUCGCUCAACAGUCACUACACAUAUCUGGAUAAUGUAACGUUCAUUGUUCAGAUACUGGUCAAUGUAUGGUUCUUCGGUGAGAUGACUAGUCCAAAUGACAACCGGACGUUUGUCCGUCUGGGUUCGAUCCAAUCGAGCGAGAGCUUCGGUUUGGAAGUAACUCCACAGUUGAUAGAAAUCGGAAUCUUUCAAACCCCAUCCUUUGGCUAGCAUCCAUUGCUGGAUAGCUUCACUGGUGUUCCAGCAUGCAAUCGAUACUUCAUCACCUCCCAUGUGAAAUACGUCCGAAUGAGAAAACAUGGCAUUCAUUUCGCCGUAGAUGUCCUCUAGAAUGUCGUAGACUUUGUCGUUUGUAGGAUCCAGCUGGCCACAAGGUGGUUCGUAACAGUACUUCUUCCAUGGUUGCUGAUUGAAACAGGCAGUAACGUUCAGCUUUUCCCAACCUUCUCCAACAUGAGCUGGAGUGUCUAGCUCGGGAAUGAUGCGAACUCCCAAGGUUAAGGCGUAAUCAACCAGGUCUUUAACCAGUGGGGAUGAUAUUAUCGUAAAACAGUUACUUCAGAAAGGUUACCGUUUGAUAAUGUCCAAUUACGAUGCGCUCUACCUGGACUGUGGUUUCUCGGGUUGGUUCGAUUCCUCGCCCAAUUGGUGCUCGCCCUACAUUGGGUGGCAAAAGUUCUACAACAACGAUCUCAAACCGAUGGGUGGAGAGUUUGGAAAUCAAAUUUUGGGAGCGGAAGCUGCCCUUUGGCUCGAGCAGGUUGAUCACCACUCACUGGACAUUCGCAUUUGGCCUCGCACCAGUGCCCUGGCGGAAAGAUUGUGGUCCGAUCCUGCCCAUGGUUGGCAAGCUGCAGAAUCACGAAUGUUAGUUCACCGGGAAAGGCUGGCAGAGAACGGAAUUGCAGCCGAAAGUUUGCAACCCCUCUGGUGUCUCCAGAACGAAGGAGAUUGUCCACUUGCUCAAGGUUAGAAAUUUUAGUUUUAAUUUUUUUUCGACAAACUUGUCUUUAGAUUUUAACUAUGAUUGCAUUAAACUAGACAAAUUUA
Molecule: messenger RNA, 1296 nt
Organism: Uranotaenia lowii
Lineage: Eukaryota; Metazoa; Arthropoda; Insecta; Diptera; Culicidae
Product: chitooligosaccharidolytic beta-N-acetylglucosaminidase-like
Exons: 1
Coding region: 827-1219 (130 amino acids)
Biological process (GO): carbohydrate metabolic process; ganglioside catabolic process; glycosaminoglycan metabolic process
Cellular component (GO): membrane
Molecular function (GO): beta-N-acetylhexosaminidase activity
Source: RefSeq, a predicted model, not a curated record